Aethina tumida (small hive beetle) is the source of this 295-nucleotide messenger RNA. Its product is annotated as neuropeptide-like 4. Lineage: Eukaryota; Metazoa; Arthropoda; Insecta; Coleoptera; Nitidulidae. Bases 25 to 270 code for a protein of 81 amino acids. The transcript is spliced from 2 exons. The record is from RefSeq and is a predicted model, not a curated record.
UACAUUCACUAUGAUUUUUACAGCAUGUUCAAAUUUGUCAUUUUUGUAGCGCUUGUCGCUUCAGUGUUUGCUGUGCCAGCACCUGAAUCAAAACCAGCCCCCAAACCUGGUUUAAUUGCUACUUCUUACUCAGCGCCAAUUAUUUCUUCUGCUCCAUUGGCUUACAGUGCCCCUCUGGCUUACAAUAGCGUUGGUUAUUCUGGAUAUUAUCUUCCUUCUGCCUACGCUUCUGGAUACGCUUAUUCACCAUACUCCUCGUACAUUGUUUAAAUGUAAUGAAUAAUAAAAAUCUAUG